Messenger RNA from Rhinolophus ferrumequinum (greater horseshoe bat), 5982 nucleotides. RefSeq names its product brain enriched myelin associated protein 1 (gene BCAS1). The record is from RefSeq and is a predicted model, not a curated record. Gene Ontology annotation, biological process: myelination. Bases 260 to 2233 code for a protein of 657 amino acids. The transcript has 15 exons. NCBI's taxonomy places the organism in Eukaryota, Metazoa, Chordata, Mammalia, Chiroptera, Rhinolophidae.
ACAGCCCCUGAAUCCAGGAAGAGCACCUGCUUCCCUAGGGCAGUCAGGGGACAGGAGGGCCCCUCCCAGACUUGUGUUUGCCCUGCCCUGUGUAUUCAACCGGCAGGCUCCAGAUGAGGAAGCAAAAAGCAGGGAACCCUGCUCAGUUGACAGCCUGCUACUGGACAGUACCAGCUGGGGACAAGGUACCCUGUGCCGGAGCAGCUCCAGGUGACACCAGGGGGCUGAAGACACUCCCACCAGGGGCUCGACAGGAACAAUGGGGAACCAAAUGAGUGUUCCACAAAGAGUCGAAGACCAAGAGAACGAUUCAGAAACAGACACGUACAAGGUGUCAUCCGGGGGUGAGAGUUCUCAAAACGGGAUGAUCAUAUCGACCUACACGGUUCAACUGUACGAGGAAGUCGAUUUGGGAAUAAGUGUCAAGGAAGAUAAUGUGGCCACUUCUUCCCCCAAGACAAUGGAGAUAAGCACUGUCGCGGAGGCCAACGGACAGAAUCUUGGGAAAGAGGCCAAGCCCCAGGCACCAGCUGCUAAAUCUCGUUUUUUCUUGACACUCUCUCGGGCCGUACCAGGGCGUACUGGAGACCAAGCCACGGAUUCAUCCCCUGGAUCACUAAAGCUUGAUGUCAGCUCCAAUAACGCUCUAGGGAACAAAGAACCGAGUGAGAGCAUGGCCCUUCCGGUAGCAGCUGCACGGGGCCACGACCCAGAUAAAACCCCCGGCCAGACCCCGGCCCAAAACCAGGGCUUCUCUGCCGCUUGGGGACCAGCGCCUCUCCCACCUGAGUCAGGGGGAGUAGCCCCCUCCAAGCCUAAGGACUCCGGCUUUUUUGACAAACUCUUCAAACUGGACAAGGGACGGGAAAAGGCACCCGUUGGCCACCAACAGGAAGCCACAAGUGUGGAGUGUCAGGACCAGGCCGACGCAAUUCCUGGAUUAUCCGGGCGAGCUGAUGAUGCACCUGCAGAGAGGGACAUAGUUGACAAGGGCAAAGAAGGACAGGACACCACGCCUGUGGGUUGUGCUAUCCCCGGGGACUCUGAAGAACCGGAGACCGCAAAGGAGGACCUCCAGACAACAGACAUAUCCGAGAAUAAUAACUCCAUCAUGAGCUUCUUUAAAACACUGGUUUCACCUAACAAAACUGAAACAAAAAAAGAUCUGGAAGACACGGCACCCAAAAUAGAAAGUGUCUGUGAUGGACAAGCUGGCCAGAAGACAUCUGAGAUCCAGGCUAAAGGCACCAAGAAGAAGCACCUGCAUAGCCCCAGGCUGGGAUUCACCUUUAGAAAAUUCUUUAGGCAUAAGCCAAAUGUGAACACAAGAGAAACUUAUUGUGGAGAAGGUAAAGAAAGUCAUCUGAGUGCUGAAAAGUCACCAGCCACUUCCGACAACCUCAAGUCAGACAAAGCCAACUUUGUACCCCAGGAGACCCAAGGAGCAGCAAAGAAUCCUCCAUCCACCGAAACAGCAAAGGAAGGAGCCAAGGAAAAGGGGGGACCCACCUCUCUGCCCCUGAGCAAACUGUUCUGGAAAAAGUCAGUUAAAGAGGAUUCAGUCCCCACAGGUGCAGAGGACGAUGUGGUGUGUGAAUCACCAGUAGAGGUUAUAAAGUCCGAGGAAGUAGCCUCCGCCUUACAAACAGUGGAUCUCAACGAAGAAGGAGCUGCCACUCCAGAACCCACGGAAGUCAAACUCAAGAGAGAAGACCGCAAGUCAUCGAGAAACUCCCUGAUGGCAUUUCUCAGACAAAUGUCAGUGAAAGGGAAUGGAGGGAUCACCCACCCAGAAGAAAUAAAUGGGAAAGACUCCAGAUACCAAACAACAGACUCCACAGAGAAAGCCAUCACACCACCAGAGCCGGAGCCGGCCGGGGCAGUCCAGAAGGGGAAAGAGUGCUCCUCGAAGGACAAGAAGGCGACGGCUGAGAUAAACAAGCAGAAAAGCAAAAAGCAGGAAGCCAAAGAACCGGCCCCAUGUGCCCAGCCGGUUGUGGUGGAGGCGAACUCACUGCAGGGCGGAGACAAGCCCCAAAAGAGACCUGAGAAGCGGCGGCAGUCCCUCGGGGGCUUCUUCAAGGGCCUGGGACCAAAGCGGAUGUUGGAUGCUCAAGUGCAAACAGACCCCGUAUCCAUUGGACCAGUUGGCAAAUCCAAGUGCACAGGGAAGUGUGUCUUCUCCAAUGUCAAGAAGAAGUGGCCUUUUCCAAGAAUUGAGCUAUUGAGCUGAAAUGGCCGCCAUUGGGAAAACAAAAAGCAAAAAAACUCUGCUUUCCAGUUUCAGCUGAUGGUGACUUUUGACUGAUACGCAUAAAUGAAUUCGUUGAAAAGUGCAGUUGUUCUCAGCAACCAUUAAAUCCCUCAUGAAUUCAUUAUUUUGGGGAAGAGGACACAUACCCAAAGAAAUGCCAAAAGGGAAGAGAAAGAGAAAGAAAGUGAAGAAGUUCUUGUGUUUUGUUGUACCCCCUGCUCUUUAAACAAAUUAUCAGGGAUUUACACACACACACACACACACACACACACACAUACACACUGUAGCUGGAUUGUCCUUGUUUGUUUGCAAACAGUCCAGAUUUAAAUUAGAUUCCAAGAGGCUAGAAUCCGUCUGCUGGCUCUUUCAGGAGUCCCGCUGGGCUGGCUGCUUCUCAAAGAGCCUGGAAGGGAGCAGAUUUCUACACACUGGACCUGACAACUGUCAUUUCUUAUAUCAGAUAGUCCCGAAUUCAUCUUAAGCUUUAAAAAAUUAAAUCAGCUAGCCUACCUGCCUUAAAGAGAAGGAAAGUGAUUUCAAUUAUUAGCUCACCAACGUUGCAAACACAGAGAACGCGCUUUGCAGAAACGUAAGAUGAUAAGGGUUGCUUUUAACCAUCCUCCCAAUGUCCCUUUUCUAAGCCUUUUCUUAAAAAGGCAGUUCCCAUGGUGAGUAGAAUCAGGCUCCUCUGUGGUCUAGACCGUAUUCACUCUAUCUGUGAAAAUAAAGUGGUCCUGACCCGCUGGAAAGUAUGGGCUCCGUUAGGGAGAAAAGAAAUUACUUACUGAGCAGCAAAAUCUGUAAAUUUGUAAUUCAGAUCUUUAGUGCAGGCCUGAAUCCCGGUGAGGAUCCAACCCUUUGCAUAAAUUGGUUUUCUGGGAAGUUUAACCCUUUCGCCUCUGUUUCUCUUCCCCAGAAAGCUACUUAUUCCAGCGUCUCCAUCCCCUGGCCCUUUAAGGAGCCACAGCAGAUGCAGCAACCCAAGCAGCUUCACUGAAACAAGGGUAAUAAUAAUAAUGCGUUAGGUUAUCACACUUCACGGUUUAUAGAAUGCUUUUUGAAUGUAUUAUCUAAUUUAAAGCUGUAUGCACCUAACUGAAUUUAAUUUCUUCCUUUGUUAUAUUUUGUUAUGAGGGGAGGCGCAGGCACCUGUGUGGCUUUUUUUUUUUUCCCCUCAAAGGAUCACUUCUUGACAAAAUGGCCCCCAGCUGCAUUUCUGACAAAGAUUACUGCUUACGUGAUUGACUCUCAUGAGAGAUGUUUUUAUUUAAACCUGGCCACAUGAGGGAGUUCCAGGACCUGGGGUUCUACAAUCUCCAGCCAGGCCUUUUUCUCUGAUUGCCUAACUGGGAGGUUGGGCGGAAGCAGUUCUUAGGAAUGUUUGUUGAUUAACUUCUAGAAAGUGGUCCAGUUCAAAGAAAAGAACUAGAACCAGAGGGCUAAUGGUUGUGCUCCCACUCCCCCCAUGCUCGCGGCAACUCCACAAAGUAGGUACUAUUAUUAGCCCAUUGUUUAGGAAGGACCUUAAGCUUCUUCCAACACUGGGCUGAGAGGAGUGGAAAAACCAACCAACCAACUUGAUCUUUGUUUCCGGGGGCUGGGAUCACAGAAGGCCUGGACAUGGUAGAUACAUAAUAACUAUUGGUCGAACGGAUAAAUUGAUAGAUAAACGUUCUAUGGCCACAUCCACUGGGAAGUGAUUUGCCUCUAGUGUGAGUUUAUUUCAGUCCCGAGUAUUUGGUCCCUCUAAUCAGAUCGUCCCCCUCCCAGGUGGCCAUCCUCCUAACAAUCAACAUCAGACCAACAUCAGUACCACCUGAGAGAGAACUAGGUAGAACUGCAAAGUCUUGGGCCCCACUCCAGACCCAGUGGAUCCAAAACUCUGGGGCUAGGGCCCAGCAAUCUGUGUUUUAGCAAGCCCUCCAGGUGGUUCUGAUCCAUGAAAGCAGUUGAACGCCACUGAUCUAGAUACAGCUACCGCUUCACUGAGCAUGGACUGAAAAAGACCAGCCCUGACGAUGCAAAGGUAGCAGCUCACACUGGACCUGACUGAAUGCCAGAUAUUGUGAGUCACAGGAAUUACCUUGUUUUCUGCCCAUUUUACAGAUGAGGAAACUAAGGCUCAGAGAGGAAAAGCAGUUUUGCCCAAGGUCACACAUGGCAGAGCCAAGGUUGAACACUCAGCCUAACCUCUUCAAGUCAUGUUUUCAUGUUUGUGGGAGAAACAGGCAGGCAAAAAGACAAUAAUAAUAUGAUGUAAGAGCCGUAAAUACAGGGUGUUGUGGAACUCAGAGGAAGGCGCUGCCACAAGACCACAGGGAAUGGAGUUUGGCUAUGUGAGGUCGGGACAGUUGAGCUAACUCACAAAGAAUGAAUAAGAGUUUGCCAGAGGGGUUCCCAGCAGAAGAGGAAUGUAAAAGCAAGUAGUUCCGCAUGGCUGGAGUGAGGCUGUGACGAGGAUACAUAAGAUGGUGGGAGCUGGAGAGGAGGCACAGACCAGACCAAGGAUGUGUGGUAAGGAGCCCAUAGUAGGAAGUUUAAACUUUCUCCCAAGGGCAGUAAGUAGGGAGUCCUGGGAGAGAUUUGAGCUGGAGAGGGACAGAGUAUGAUUUGUUUUGGUUGCAGGUAGGAUUUAAUACAGACUCAAUUCCACUAAUGUUCAUUGAGUGACCCGAACUCUUGACUAGAUAAUGUAUAAUCAUUUUCUUUCUAACCUCUUUAAAGAGUGUAAGAAAUGCUCACUUACAUAAAACUUCUCCAUGGCUUUCGCCCGUAAGAGGAUAUGUAAAUGCCUAUUUCCAAGGGUCAUAAAUGUGCAGGUGGAAUUUGGCCCAUCCCCCCACGUCUGUAACCCAAGGCUGGGAGGUCUUGAGCAAGUUACUUCAUUCCUCAGAGCCUUAGUUUGUUCCUCCAUAGGAUGGGAAUAAUCAUAGUACUUAGAGAGUUACUGAGAAGAGUAAAUGAGACAAUGGAUUUCUAGCUUGUACCUAUAGUGCCUAGUGAGUGCUAAGUGCUUCCUGAGCAUUUUUGAUGGGAUACGGAUGGCAUUUGCCCAAGAUGGACUGUCUGUGUUUUUUAUCAUGGGCUGAAAGACCACCCAAUCUUUGGGACACCCUUAGACUGUGUCCUAGUCUCUUCCCAUCCUGGUAAUCAGUUGACUGGCUAGCUGAUCGAAAGCAAGAGAAAGAAGGGAGGAGAGAAGCAACAAACAACGCUGAUUUGCCCUGGUGCCCAUCCCAUUCUAAAGUAGCCGAAUUUCCGGGAAGGGGACUGCCUUUGGCUUCCUUUGGUUGUAUCUGUGUAUAAUAUUAGGUUGCCAUAGUAACAGAGGCUGUGGCUGCUGCGCCUCAUUUCUCUUGAGCCCACCUCUGAGUUCACCUUUAGCACUGAGAGCUUCCCACCUCAAAGGGCCCCCUACCCCCACCCCUGGUUAUUUGCUCUCCUUCUUGAUGGCUUUUUCCAGAGGGCUGUGGGAACUUGUUCAGUCCAUCUGCAGGAUGUCCUGGAAAUGCCUGACAUUUUAUAUCCCCGGGGCAACCCUCAACCAAUGAGGGAUGGAAGAUGGCAGAUAAAUAUCUUAGCUUCCCCAUCUCUCACUGGGACAAUUUUGAGGUGUCCUCAACAUGUUCCCACAAGGGUCCCCCGCAAGAUGGAACCAACCCUAGCUGCCCACAGUAGUUUCAUACUCAUGUAUGCACUCUCCCUCCUAUGUACUUCCUGGGAUCACU